AUGCCAUCUGAGGCCCAGUCUCAGGAGCCCCGGGACAGAGGACCGCCCCCUCCCGUCACUCGGGCCGGACGCAGCGCUCAGCUGGCCAAAGCUGCUGCUACGAACCCUGCCCCCGAGAGGCGGCCUCGUGGACGGGGGCGGAGUCGAGGUCGAGCCCAGGUAGAGGAUGAGGAGAGCAUGGACGCCACGGAGAAGAAAGCCCCUCAGAAGACAGAGGUGAAGGAGGUGAAGGAGAGGACAACAGGACGCCGUCGAUCCACCUCCAGGAGGAAAUCUAACACAAAUCCAGAACCUGACCCGUACCCUGAACCCAGCCAGGACGGGCUCAGUCAAGAGCCUAAGCUGGACCCUGACCCUGGUCCAUCUCACCCUGCCCCCACAAUCUCAGAGUCCAGCCCAGAACCUGCUCCCAGUGUGGAGGAGGAGGACAGAACCAGCCCUGCUCCUACUGCUGAGCUCUCGGUCUCCCCCCCCGGAUCAGCUUCCAGUCCUGGGGAAGAACCUCAAGUCAGCCCCCUGCCCGCCCCCCAGUGUCCUUCCCCGGACUGUAGCCCGGUUCACAGCCCCACUCCCGGUCCUGUGGAGGAGGACCGGCCCAGCCACAGCCCGGCCCCCAUGGAGGUGGACUGCAGUCCCGGCACGGUUCCUAUGGAGACAGAGGGGGGCAGGGCAAGUCCUGGGGCCAGUCCCAUGGAGCAGAGUCCCGACCUGAGUCCCUGCUUCAGCCCUCCGGUCUCCCCCUGUCUUCAGCUGGAGGACGAGGACUCGCUGUCCCCCCUGUUCCAGAGGUCGCUGUCAGAGGACUCCGGGGGCUCGCCCACCCCCAGCCUGGGACACACCAAAAAACGCUUGCCCCAUAGUCUGAAGCAGUGUGCCUUCUGCUACUGUGGCGAUGAGCCUCCUCUGGGCCAGGGCCGCCUGGCGGUGUUUGGCCCGACGCCCGGCUACAUCCCUCUCCACAUCCUCAACCGCCGCGCCUCCUCUGACCGAGACAAUGACUGCCAUGACCACUGCUACCGUGGCGACCAGGCCCCACCCUUGUGCAGCAGUCCGGAGCAGUGUGAGUCUUCCUCUGAGUUCGUGGAGCAGCUCGGACCCAUCGGCCUUCCACACGACAUCAACGUCCAGUCACUGUUCGACCCAACAGGUCAGUGCUGCGCUCACCUGCAGUGUGCAGCCUGGUCAGCGGGGGUGUGUCGAGGCGAGGGCCAAUCACUGCUCUACGUGGACAAAGCCAUCGACUCAGGAAGCACACAGGUGUGUGCGUUCUGCCGUCGGCUCGGGGCUUCGCUGCGUUGUCGGGAGAUGGGCUGUGGGCGGAGCUACCACUUCCCCUGUGCUGCUGCCGCUGGGGCUCAUCAGGACUGGAACCAGAGACACACACUGUGUACAAGACACACACACACAGUCUCUUCACAGUGUGUGUUGUGUUCCGGUGGCUGUGAUGACAGCAGUCUGUUGAUGUGUUGUUGCUGUGGUAGCCGUUACCAUGGCAGUUGUCUGGACCCCCCUUUGGCCCCCUCCCCCCUGUGCCGAGCAGGUUGGCAGUGUCCUCAGUGUCGAGUGUGUCAGAGCUGCAGGUUGCGAGGGGAUGAUGGUGCGUUGCUAGUGUGUGAGCACUGUGAUAAAGCUUACCACACACACUGUCUCACACCACCUCUGGAUAACACACAGAGCACCGGCUGGAGCUGCAAAAACUGCAGAAUCUGCCGCCGCUGUGGUGUGAGGUCAUCAGGUCAGUGGGCCAAUCACCCAUUUCUGUGCGAGUCAUGUGACCCAGCCCUGCCCUGCCCUCUAUGUGGCCACACCCCCAACAUCUACACACCACAGGAAUAUCUCACCUGUACCUGCUGCUAUAGGUGUGUCCAUACAGAGUGCAUUGUCCAGGCCGGGGAGGGCAGGGCAGGGUCUGAAAGUUACAUCUGCUCCACCUGCAGGCCUCAGGAGGAGGAUCUAAUUCUGAACACUCCAACCCCACACAGUCCUACCCCAGCCUUGCCCGUCAGUCCCAUUUGCAUUUCACAACCACCACUUUGCAGUCAUACUGAGGGUUCACCCACCAGUCCUACCCCUCAUAGCCCAGUCCAGCUAGUCUGCUCAGAGCCACCACAGAGUCCUAUUGAGACAAUGUGUACACCAUCACAGCAGAGUCUUACACCAUCUCACCUUGACCCAUCAGAGCUCCAACAAAGUCCGGCACCUCUUCACCCUGACCAAUCAGAGGUUCAACAAAGUCCGGCACCUCUUCACCCUGACCCAUCAGAGGUUCAACAAAGUCCUGCACCUCUUUACACUGAUCCAUCAGAGGUUCAACAAAGUCCUGCACCUCUUCUCACUGAUCCAUCAGAGGUUCAACAAAGUCCUGCACCUCUUCACCCUGAUCCAUCAGAGGUUCAACAAAGUCCUGCACCUCUUCACCCUGAUCCAUCAGAGGUUCAACAAAGUCCGGCACCUCUUCACACUGAUCCAGGUUCAACAAAGUCCGGCACCUCUUCACCCUGA
Messenger RNA from Seriola dumerili (greater amberjack), 2502 nucleotides. Its product is annotated as histone-lysine N-methyltransferase 2D-like. Gene Ontology annotation, molecular function: histone binding; histone H3K4 methyltransferase activity; transcription coactivator activity. NCBI's taxonomy places the organism in Eukaryota, Metazoa, Chordata, Actinopteri, Carangiformes, Carangidae. The coding region runs from base 1 to 2502 and encodes 833 amino acids. Gene Ontology annotation, cellular component: MLL3/4 complex. The transcript is spliced from 13 exons. The record is from RefSeq and is a predicted model, not a curated record. Gene Ontology annotation, biological process: positive regulation of transcription by RNA polymerase II.